Messenger RNA from Cylicocyclus nassatus, 1199 nucleotides. The record is from the annotation of a GenBank genome assembly. NCBI's taxonomy places the organism in Eukaryota, Metazoa, Nematoda, Chromadorea, Rhabditida, Strongylidae.
GGGGUGUGGAUAUAGUUACGGUUGCUAUGGAUACCUGGCGUUGAUUUUGAGCAAGCGGGAUUACUCUAGUGGCUCUUGGUCAGAGUCAUGUCAGGAGAAAAGGUAAAUGGAGAUGAACUCUGGCAGGACAAGGAUAUACGUUUCGAUGUUGAUCACAGAAUGUUGCGUCUUGUCCCGGGUGAAAUACAAAUAGAUCGCAUGGACAUGAUAGAGGACACUAAAGGGAACAAUGGAGAUAGAGGAGUAAUGCGGGUGACCAAUCUACGCCUAAUUUGGUACGCAAGCUCCAUGCCAAGAAUAAAUCUGUCCAUUGGGUACGGUAACAUCACAGGGCUUCAGAGCAGAGAAGUGGUCUCGAAAGUACGUGGAACCGAAGUUGAAGCCCUAUAUGUGAUGGCGCGCGCUCCUAGUACAUCAACAAAAUUUGAGUUCAUUUUCACGGCUAUGACGAGUGGCAUGCACUCGAAGUUGUUCAAUACGGUCAACUCUGUACAUCGCGCUUACGAGACCACAAAAUUGUACCGCGAACUCAAAAUGCGUGGAGCCAUAGUGGAUGAUAGUUUCAAUCUCAAGUUGUUGCCAUUGGAGCAGCUGGUGGAAAAAGUCGAGGGAGUAUGGAACCUUAGUACUGAUCAAGGUACGCUGGGUUGCUUUGUUAUCACAAACGUGCGACUCGUAUGGUUUGCGAGCACGAACUCCCUCUACAAUGUGUCAGUGCCUUACUUGCAGCUUUUCUCGUGCAGAAUCAGAGAAUCGAAGUUUGGUCUUGCUUUGGUGAUCGAAACGACUACCCAGAGUGGGGAAUAUGUCCUUGGAUUCCGUAUCGACCCAGCAGAACGUCUUCAGCAGGUCUGUAAAGCAAUCCAAGCAUUACACAAAGCUUCAAAUCUGCGCCCAAUAUUUGGGGUUACAUUUCAUAGGGACAGACCCAUUUCACCCCGAGAAACGGCCAAGGAAGAAGCAAGUGAACUAGAGGAAGAAGAAGAAGAAGUUGAGCAGAAGCAGUUGCGAACGGAUGCUUUUGCGGCUUAUUUCUCCGAUGGGGCCACACACUCGGAGGAACGACGACCUCCAGUAUUUAGCGAAGAGCUGGGCUUAGCCGUAGAACAGCUGAAGCCAGGAUUCACUAUAUCGGAUCUUUGGAAUAUAUAUGUUGAUUGAUAAACAAAAAUGCUAUUCGAAUGAACUCUAUCAUCUAG